Molecule: messenger RNA, 1419 nt
Organism: Pipistrellus nathusii (Nathusius's pipistrelle)
Lineage: Eukaryota; Metazoa; Chordata; Mammalia; Chiroptera; Vespertilionidae
Source: the annotation of a GenBank genome assembly
AUGCCGAAGGUGAAGGCGCUGCAAUGCGCACUGGCGCUAGAGAUCCGCUCCGUAACUUGUCCAGGAGUAGUGCUGAAAGACAAGGAGGAUAUCUAUCUUAGCAUCUGUGUGUUUGGCCAAUAUAAAAAGACACAAUGUGUCCCAGCCACUUUUCCAUUGGUCUUCAAUGCCAGAAUGGUGUUUGAAAAGGUGUUCCCUGAAGCAGUAGACCCUGGAGAUGUGGUUGCACAACUUGAAUAUGAUACAGCAUUGUUUGAGUUGAUUCAACUAGUUCCACCAGUGGGUGAAACACUGUCUACAUAUGAUGAAAAUACACGAGAUUUUAUGUUCCCGGGUCCAAACCAACUUUCUGGACACCAUGAUUCAAACCGCCAGGUUACCAUGAGGAGGAUUUCUGGCCUUCGAGGAAUUGCUCCAAAGCUGGAAUUUUCUACAACCUCAGUGAUUACUGAAUGUCUGAUAAGUUCAAGGAAGUGCCGCACUCAGGAUAAAUAUAUUUACCAUACGGCUCCAGUUGAAAAACCACACGGCAGACUGCAAUUCAGAACAUCAAGAUCUCAAAAGAAAAAAUCCAAGUCACCUGAGAGAAGUAAAUAUUGCGUAAAUGCAAAAAGCUACGAACAGCCUACGAUUUCUUCAAAAUCACACUCUCCAUCUCCCUACACAAAAAGACGCAUGUGUGAGCUAUCCGAAGACACCAGGCGGCGGCUGGCCCACUUAAACCUGGGACCCUACGAAUUCAAAAAAGAAACAGAUAAACCUCCAUUUGUGAUUAGACAUGUCGAUCCCCCAAGUCCCAGGGCUGAUACUUUAUUUGGGUCUUCUAGCAGAGAUUGUGAAAGAGAUGGAUGGUCCAGGAUGCACAAUGAUCAUUUUCAUCAUAGCGGCUACCGACCCAAGGAUUAUAAGGUGAUCAGGACACCCCAUGGCAUGGACUUCGAUGACUCUUUGGAAAGGUGUGAUGAGUAUUUGAGCCCAAGAUCAUGUAGCAAGUCCCGGCAUUCAGCAAGGACCUUACUUGUCCAUUCAGCACCCUCAACGACGAUGAAGCAUCCUCCAAGCCCUGUGUUAAACCGAGCUUCUCUCAGGGAAAGAUUCCAUUCUGAUUGGUGCUCACCUUCAAACUGCGAUGAGAUCCAUGACCGGGAUGAGAGAGAACUAGAGAAGGAAGACGAACUGGAAAUGAAAAGAGGUCUUUACUACAGAGACUAUGCCUAUGACAGUGAUCCCGAGUACAGCUCAUGUCAGCGGCCACGUGGCACUCUCCAAAUGGAUGAUGGUGAAUACUGGUCCAACAGGGCAGCCUCUUACAAAGGAAAGUCCCACCGACCCAUCUUUGAGAACAGCAUGGACAAGAUAUACAGGAACUUAUACAAAAAGGCCUGUGGUUCUAUUUCUCAUACACAGGAAAGCUUCUGA